UUUGGAUUAAAAAGCUGUACAAUUUUACUGGGUUUGAAAAAGUCUUAUGAAAUCUCCUUUGAAUUAAUUCUGGGAUAAUGUGAUAUUAUUGAGUUUUCUUGUGUUACAAGCAAUGGCAUCCCAUUAAGGCAAGGAAUUUGAGGCACUAGAACUGCAUUUGCCUUGAACAAAUCCACCGGAGCAGUGGGGCGGCAGUAGCCAUGGAUCGAAUGAGGCCGGUGUAUGUCAGGCAGAAGAGCGGUGGCAACACCCCCGGACCACCAACCUCUCCAAUGAUGUCGCCAAUGCACCACCAUGGGAGGUCGGGGUCGGUUGGAAUGGGGGGUGCCAAGAAAGCGCAGCACACGAAAGCUGCGGCUCAAAGACUUGCACAUGUGAUGGCCAAUAAACCAACUGAGGACGACGAUGAGGACGACGAUGACCUUUCUUAUGAUCUUAGCAGCUUGUCAAGCAGCACAGGGAGCAUCGGACUUGCCGGUGGAAGAUCAAUGCGCCCUCGCUCCCCAAUGUCAGUUCGUACUGUUCAAGAUCAACCUACAUCUACACGCACAACACCGGGUGGCCGAUCAUCUCAAUCUGUCAAUCCUGUGGAACAGCCAUCUUCAACUCAUUCAACACCAGCUAGCAGAUCAUAUCAAUCCUUAAACCAAGCAGAACAACAAUCAUCUGCUCAUUCAACGCCAGCAAGCCGACCCUUUCAAUCCAUCAACACUAAAUCCACCAACUCUGCUGCCGAACAACCACAUUCUCUUCGUUCUUCGAUAGCUACUAGACCAUCGCAGCCGUCUAGUUCCAACGAACAACCUACCUCUGCUCGUUCUAUGUCAGCCAUGAACUCUGUAGAACAACCACAUUCUAUUCGUUCUGGCAUGGCUGCAACUCGAUCAUCUCAGCCUACCAACUCUGUCGAACAACCUAGCUCUGCUCGGUCUAUGUCAGCCAUGAACUCUGUAGAACAACCAUAUUCUAUCCGUUCUGGCAUCGCUACUCGAUCAAAUCAGCCUACUAACUCUGUGGAACAACCUACCUCUGCUCGUUCUUUAGCCGCUGCUCGUCUACAAUUAGGAACCAAGCCAGUCCACAUGGUACCAGCUAGUGUACCUAUAUCACUUAGGCCACCCUCUUCUGCAGAUGGUCCAGUUGAUAAUCGGAGAGAGCCAGUACCUAUAUCACUUAGGCCACCAUCUACUGCCAUUCUAUCAGAAGCUGCUGCAGUUGACAAUCGGAGAGAUAAAAGGUUGUCUUUGGAUUUAGGCAGUUUAAACAUGAGAGAAACUAGGACUCAGCGUUCUUCUGCUUUACAAGAUGAGCUUGACAUGCUACAGGAAGAAAAUGAAAGUUUACUUGAAAAGCUUCGACUUGCAGAAGAGAGGUAUGAGGAAACAGAGGCAAGAGCUCGACAGCUCGAGCAACAGGUUGCUACUCUUGGAGAAGGUGUAACAUUAGAAGCCCGUCUUCUAAGCAGAAAGGAGGCAGCACUGCAGCAAAGGGAGGUGUGUGUUUCAACAUAUCAUUCAUAUACCUACACCGUUACACAGCACAUGUACUAUGCUGCUUUGAGAUUGGCUGCACAAACUCAUGGCGGCAGUGGUGGCGGUAGUGGUAGAAAUGAUGAAGCAGAGUAUGAACUGAAAUCGCUUCGGAUUAUGACUCAAAGAAUGAUACUUACUCGCGAAGAGAUGGAAGAGGUGGUCUUGAAGAGAUCUUGGCUUGCUCGGUACUGGAGUUUAUGUGUUGAACACGGUAUUCAUGCUGAGAUUGCCACAUCAAGAUAUGAAUUCUGGUCAGCUCUUGCUCCUCUUCCUGUUGAAGCUGUUUUAGCUGCUGGAGAGAAAGCUAAGGAGGAGAUAGAACACAACGAUCUAGAUAUAGAUGAAAGAGAAGAUAGUCCACGCAAUUUGAAUGAACUCUCGGGAGAGAGAAACAUUGAGAGCAUGCUUUUAGUGGAGAAAGGUCUGCGCGAAAUAGCUUCAUUGAAGGUAGAGGAUGCAGUGGCGCUGGCGAUGGCUCAACAUCGACGACCCAGUUCAAUGAAAACUGGUCUAUCAGAGUUGAAGCUACCAAUUGAUGGACAGUUUGAAGCAUUUGAACUAAGCAAAGAGGAGUCUGAAGAUGUGCUUUUCAAGCAGGCAUGGCUUGCAUAUUUCUGGAGAAGAGCCAAAAAUCAUGGGGUGGAAGCAGAUAUAGCAGAUGAGCGUUUGCAAUUCUGGAUCAACCACAACUCCAAAUCACCCACCACUUCACAUGACGCAGUUGACGUUGAGCGUGGCCUUCUGGAGCUGAGGACGUUGGGCAUUGAAACCCAGUUGUGGAGAGAAUCUCGCAAGUGGCUUGAGCAUGAUUCGAUGCAUAGAGCCCGAAGUCUGUCUGAUUUCUGAUAAAAAAGUUGGAGGCAGGCCUUCUUCAUUGAUAUAAUCUCUUCUCCUUCCUUGGAAUAGAUUCAUUUUUGUACAAGUUUUCUGGUGUGGAGAAAACCUAGCUAAAAGGAAACACCAUAUAGUAUUUAACCAUUUAUUCAUAUGGUGUGGCAAAAUACAGAUUAAAGUGAAGACUUUCUUUAUAUAAUGGAUCAUGUACUCUCUCUGUAGCUAUGUUCCAACAGGGCACACCUUACCCAUCAUGGGCAGGGAGCAACUAACAUUUUCUCCACCUACCUAUACCCUCCACUUCUUGGGUUAACCUUGAGGGCUAAGAUCUUUUACCAUUUUUAGCUAAUUCCUUUAGCAAACCCUAAAUCAUAAACCACCAAGAUGUAUUUUUUCGCUUACUUAUCAAAAUAAACAA
Messenger RNA from Prunus avium (sweet cherry), 2784 nucleotides. The record is from RefSeq and is a predicted model, not a curated record. Lineage: Eukaryota; Viridiplantae; Streptophyta; Magnoliopsida; Rosales; Rosaceae.